Ectocarpus sp. CCAP 1310/34 is the source of this 579-nucleotide messenger RNA. The record is from the annotation of a GenBank genome assembly. NCBI's taxonomy places the organism in Eukaryota, Phaeophyceae, Ectocarpales, Ectocarpaceae.
AUGGUCAUCCGGUGGGAGUCUCUCGAUGUGGAGUUACAGCAGCGAGCAGAACCUACAGCAGAGGCCACCGCCCGAGGCCACACCGCCCUGCAACAGGUUGAGGCAGGAAUAGCCAAUCUGGGGAAAUCUAGCGACUUGUCUAGCUCCUAGCUGCAGCAUCCGAUGACGAUGACACGCAUAUGAUCGUGACGCUGCUGAUGAGACCUUCAAUUUGGUUGGGCCGCUUCUUGGAAAAGCCCGCCCCCUACUUCCCAAGAAAUGGCAAGAGGCGUCUGGGCCCGAAUUUUUAUUUUUUGGUUCUCGCUCUCAAUUUCACCAGUACACAGCAGUUACAAUACAUUCCUAGUAGCCCGCACUGCUGUGGCUGUUGGUUGAUUUAAUUGCUAUUUUUCGUUGCAUCGACAAUUAUGGGGGGGGGAUGGAAUGUGUCCAUGAUUGUAGAGGCACUGACAGCAAUUGGUUUGGUGUUCUGAUGGGUUUUGACACUGCAGGAAACNCGGCGGGCUGUGUUGGAGGCGCAUUUACAUUGCUUGAAGUAUUUUACCGCGAUUGAUUCCAGAAAUAAAUAUAUCUACUCUG